Molecule: messenger RNA, 2936 nt
Organism: Anthonomus grandis grandis
Lineage: Eukaryota; Metazoa; Arthropoda; Insecta; Coleoptera; Curculionidae
Gene: Tace
Product: ADAM 17-like protease
Exons: 11
Coding region: 440-2773 (777 amino acids)
Biological process (GO): membrane protein ectodomain proteolysis; Notch signaling pathway
Cellular component (GO): plasma membrane
Molecular function (GO): metalloendopeptidase activity
Source: RefSeq, a predicted model, not a curated record
UAUUUAAUUUUCAAUCCACUGAUGGCAAGCAAGUAUUGGAUUAAGUUGCUUGCUAAUUACGUGUUACAAUAGUUUUUCUUCACUAUUAUCCACCCAAUGCUGCUUUCGUAAAUAUAAUGGUCCUUUAAUUCAAAGUUAUGUCUGCCUCCUGUAACCCUGUUUUGACAUUUUAAUGGAUUGUCUAAGUUCCUGAAACUUAUCGUGUGGGACAUGCGUAUUUAAUUUUGUAUUGUUAUUUGUAAGUGUUGUUUGUGAAGUGGUGAGGAAGGUGUGUUUUUCUUCUGUAAAGUACAUGGACCCAAACAAAUAAAACCAUUUUGCUUCGUUUUAUUUGAUAUAUUGUGAGCAGUACCCUUCCCACCUAAAUAAGUUAGCCUAACUUUUAUAGACAAAUAAGCAAUUGUUGACCAUUUUUGAAUGAAAUCCCCAGUAUAGCAUAAUGCUUCCCAAACUAUACACUUAUUUGGCAAUUUUUUCACAACUUUUUCUAGUCUAUGGAACAAUUCACAAGAACCUCAAGUACUUCCAGAUUAUAACUCCUGCUGAUCUUACCCAUAAGAUAGUGAAGAGGGGGCUGCAGGAAAGCAAUCACCCUUACAACAAAAUUAAAGAAGUUCACCUAAAUACCCAUGGACAGAAUUUUCGUCUCAUCUUGUCUCCUAAAAGGGGAAUCUUACAUUCGAAAUUUAAAGCUUAUUCUGUGAAUGCUGAUGGAGAAGAAACUCACGUACCUAUAGAUCAUGACAGCUUUUUUGAGGGAAGAGUCUUUGGUGAAACUGACUCCCAUGUGAAUAUGCAUAUUGAUGAGGAAGGAGUCCUGACAGGAAAUAUCCACAUGCCUGAUGAUAUUUACCAUAUAGAGCCUUCAUGGCGUCAUAUACCAGAACAUGACAAUAAAACCAUGAUUACGUACAAGCAGUCUGACAUUAAAUUUAGCUGGGAUCCUGAUAAUUUGCCAUCUGAUUUUCCAACACCAAGAACAUGUGCUUAUGUGAAAGAGGGAGCUGAAUUAGAGGAGAAUGAAACGUCAACCCAUAACAUUCGAAAAAGGCAGCUUUUGGACCCUUAUGACAUGUACAAGUUUACCAAAACUAGAUGUCCAUUAUUGCUGGUGGCUGAUUACCGUUUCUUCCAAGAAAUGGGAGGAAGUAACACAAAGACUACAAUUAAUUAUUUGAUAAGCCUAAUUGAUAGGGUUCACAAGAUUUACAAUGACACCAAUUGGCAGGAGAGACAAGAAAUAGAUGGAUUUAAGGGAAUGGGUUUUGUUAUUAAGAAGAUUGUUGUUCAUAAUGAGCCUACGCGUCCCAAGACAGAGGCCCACUAUAACAUGUUUAGAGACAAAUGGGACGUUAGAAAUUUACUUGAGGCUUUUUCUAGAGCUCCACAGGAUAAGCAAUACUGCCUAGCACAUUUAUUUACGCACCAAACUUUCAAAACUCGAAACUCUGUAGUGUUAGGACUCGCUUACAUUGCGUCGCCCCGGCCAAGGUCCCAAGGCGGAAUCUGCAGCAAUGAAUACUUUAAAAAUGGAUACACUUUGUACCUGAAUUCGGGGUUGAGUUCGAGCAGAAACCAUUAUGGCCAGAGGGUGAUCACUCGUGAGGCUGAUUUAGUAACAGCUCAUGAGUUUGGUCACAACUGGGGCUCAGAACACGACCCUGAUAUUCCUGAGUGUUCACCUAGCGCUAGUCAGGGUGGAUCUUACUUGAUGUAUACCUACAGUGUUAGUGGGUAUGAUGUUAACAAUAAGAGAUUCUCCCCAUGUAGUCUUAGAUCUAUAAGAAAAGUAUUACAAGCAAAAUCUGACAAAUGUUUCUCCGAACCUGAAGAAAGCUUCUGCGGUAACCUUCGUGUUGAAGGUGAUGAAGAAUGUGACGCUGGACUUUUAGGAACUGAGGAUAACGAUCCUUGUUGUGAUAAGGAUUGUAAAUUACGUAUCAAAGCUAUGUGCAGUGACAAAAAUUCUCCAUGUUGCCAAAACUGUCAGUAUAUGCGUAACGGGUUAAAAUGCCGCGAGGCACAAUACGCGACUUGCGAGGAAGAAUCCAAGUGUACCGGACAUUCAUCUGAGUGUCCGAAGAGUCCACCAAUGGCUGAUAAUACUGAUUGUCAAGAACGGGGUAAAUGUAGAAAUGGAAAGUGUGUUCCUUUCUGUGAAACCCAAGGAAUGCAGAGCUGUAUGUGUGAUGUCAUUGAAAAUGCUUGUAAGAGAUGCUGCAGAUCUAGUAUUAAUGAGACUUGUUCCCCAGUUGACUCAGCUGACCUAUUGGCUGAUGGUACCCCUUGUAUACAAGGAUUCUGCAAUAAUGGACUAUGUGAAAAGACAGUGCAAGAUGUUGUAGAACGCUUCUGGGACAUUAUAGAGGAUAUUAAUAUAAACAAAGUUAUGUUAUUCCUUAGAGACAAUAUUGUUGGGACAGUAGUACUCUCUACAGCAGUAGUUUGGAUUCCUGCAAGUUGUAUAAUUGGUUUUGUUGAUAGAAGACGUCGUAGGCGAGAAUUAAAACGAAAAAAAUUCAGACAGAGUGGCCAGCUGAUUGAUAGCUCAGACAAAGAUAGAAAGAAAAAAGUGUAUAAAAUACGAGUUCAGAAUGCCCGGAACAAUACUGAAAAAACAUCAGAAGAAUCAUCACCGUCGAAGCAUGUCAGCUCUCCCAAAGAUGACUCGCCUGCAAAACAGCAUGAAACUCCAUCACCAAGGAGAAACGAAUCACCGAGGAGGCAUGAGUGUCCUGCUCAGCACGAGUCCCCUUCCAAGUCGUCAGAUUAGUCAUUCCAUGUGAUAGUCAAACUUUGUGAUAUUAAUUUGGUUACCUUUAAUUAUUUAUUAAUAUUUCAGUGUUGUAUUUUAUUUUAAUGUUCCGUUGUAUUAUACUUGUGAUUUUUAUGUUUAUGACAUUAAGGUUAACAAUAAAGUACUUACCUUAUUUUAA